AUGUUGCACUUGCAGCUCGGAGCAGAACUGGAACUCUACGGUCGCGUCUUCAAGAUUUUGGAGUGUGACGAGUUCACGCGGUGGUUUUGUACAAACGCAGGGCAUGAACUUGGGGAGGCAGUGGAGUUGCCUGAUGAUACCUUCUUUCGGGCGUUUGUAAUGAAGCAACGAAAUAACUGCACACCAUCACCAGCAGUUCUAAGCGAGAUCCGCGCUGCACGAGCCUUCGCGGAGGCAUCUCGAGGAAACACCUGCUCCAAUAAGAUGCUCAACCAGUAUCUUCAGAACGACCGCAAAGUGCUGGUCUUUCACUGCUACUGGGAAAAUCCACAAAACUUUGGAUGUCGGACUUACUAUAAACUUCACUACUUCCUCAGUGACGAUUCUGUGGAGAUCAGAAUUAAUCCGAUAAAGAACUCUGGCUGCGACAACUACUCCACCUUCCUGAGGAAAGGGAAAUUGCCGAAGCAACUUGGCGAGUUGACUUGGUCCGACUACCAACUGAGCCGAAGCGAAUUCUACACGCCAGAGGACUUUGUGGUGGGAAGGGAAAUAGAUGUCUAUGGGCGUCAAUUUCAUAUAUACGACUGCGACGAAUUCACGCGGCAGUUCUAUCGCGAGUACCUGAACACUGAGCAGGGCCGGGAAAUAAUACCGGAGGAGAAACGCGAAAUUCCACAAAUCACGUGGCCUCCGCAUGCCCUCGGCAUAGGAACUGAAGAAGACACAAUCCAAUGCUGCACCCGUAUAACCCCCAAACGGCCACAUCCUAACGAGCGUGAGAUUCUCUUCGGAGAAGAUGUCAUUCUCAACUUCAAGGCAAAGUUGGUGAGCUCACGAAAAGAAGAUGAAGGAAGAGAAUUCAGGAUCUCUAUUCGCGAGCUGACUGACAAAAUAACCGUCUUUGAGUAUCAGAAACGCAAUUCGGGCCACGCAGGUGGCAAGUUCUUCGAAGCGAACAGCUUGCAGAACCAGCAAACGGGGAGAAAAUACUCAGCUCAAGACUUCUUUGUUGGAGCUGAAGUCGUCCUUAAUGGGUACACAUUCAGAAUUACAGCUGCCGAUGAGCGUACAAUGAAGGUUGAGUCGGGGGCUCUCGUGACGCUCGACUGCCUGAGACAGAAUUUGUGCGGUUCUCUUUCCGAGCACGAACUGCUUACUCUGAGUCGAGCGGCGGGGGCAAAACAUAACGAAAAGAAAGAGGAUGGGGUUGGGGAAAGCGCUGUUGAAGGCUGCUGCAUUAACUUGGAUUCCCUUCUGCAAUAA
Eimeria mitis is the source of this 1266-nucleotide messenger RNA. RefSeq names its product EF hand family protein, related. The transcript is spliced from 12 exons. Lineage: Eukaryota; Apicomplexa; Conoidasida; Eucoccidiorida; Eimeriidae. The coding region runs from base 1 to 1266 and encodes 421 amino acids. The record is from RefSeq and is a predicted model, not a curated record.